AUGCUUGCGCUGGGUGCCUCUGCCCAGCAUCAGCUUCAGAUCACUCAGGCUCAAAACAAAGGACUGAAACUUGACGAGGGGACGAUUGACGUGCAUCACAAUGAGGUAGCGCGGGUAGCAACGGAGACGUACCUGGCGGGGGAGGCUGCAGAUCAACUGGAUGAGGACUUGGCAGAGCUCGUUCAGCACCACUUUGUGACAAAAGCAAAGCUGGUGAGCAGCAUUGCGCCUGGUGAGCGAUGUGGUCUUUGUACCUUUGCACUUUGUCUGGACAAGCGCAAACAGCAGAAAAUGGGCCUUGCCGGAAGCUAGCUAUGAGCUUUGAUGAUAGAUGUGCAUCACCAUGAGGAAGCGCAGGGAGCAAUGGAGAUGUACCUGGUGCAACAGGCUGCAGAAUUAAUGGAUGGCAACUUGGCAGAGAUCAUUCAGGACCACUUUGUGAUGAAGGCAAAGCUGGCUAGCAACAUUGCGCCUGGUGAACAAUGUGGUCUUGCAGCCUUCACAAUUUGUCUGGACAAGCGCAACCAGCAGGAAGGGCCUUGGCAGGAUCUAGCGCUUUGA
Ceraceosorus bombacis is the source of this 561-nucleotide messenger RNA. NCBI's taxonomy places the organism in Eukaryota, Fungi, Basidiomycota, Exobasidiomycetes, Ceraceosorales, Ceraceosoraceae. The record is from the annotation of a GenBank genome assembly.